Molecule: messenger RNA, 333 nt
Organism: Nilaparvata lugens (brown planthopper)
Lineage: Eukaryota; Metazoa; Arthropoda; Insecta; Hemiptera; Delphacidae
Product: histidine decarboxylase-like
Exons: 3
Coding region: 1-333 (110 amino acids)
Biological process (GO): L-histidine catabolic process; histamine biosynthetic process
Molecular function (GO): pyridoxal phosphate binding; histidine decarboxylase activity
Source: RefSeq, a predicted model, not a curated record
AUGGCCAGUUUCAUUACGUUGCAGCUUUGUGCCACUUUGGGAACCACUGGGGCUUGUGCUUUUGACAAUCUGCAAGAAUUGGGACCCAUUUGUGAAAAAGAAAGAUUAUGGCUUCAUGUGGAUGCAGCUUAUGCUGGCACUGCCUUUAUUUGUCCAGAAUUUAGAAAAUGGUUGAAUGGUGUACAUUAUGCUGAUUCAAUUGCAUUUAAUCCUAGCAAAUGGAUGAUGGUUCAUUUCGAUUGUACGGCUAUGUGGGUGAAAAACAGUGGAUCGUUGCUUCGUACAUCUAAUGUGGGGCCUCUUUAUUUACAACACGAGAACUCAGGUACAUAA